This is a messenger RNA of Cynara cardunculus var. scolymus (artichoke), 584 nucleotides long. RefSeq lists its product as uncharacterized. Bases 65 to 448 code for a protein of 127 amino acids. The record is from RefSeq and is a predicted model, not a curated record. The transcript has a single exon. Gene Ontology annotation, biological process: regulation of developmental process; innate immune response. Lineage: Eukaryota; Viridiplantae; Streptophyta; Magnoliopsida; Asterales; Asteraceae.
AUCUUCAUUCUCCAAAUUCAUCAAUUAUUCGCAUCUCAAUUUGUUUGUCAAACCCAAUUUAGUAAUGGCCACAAAUCACUUUGUUUUCACCAUAUUUCUCCUUCUUCUCACCUCAUUGUGCUUCAAUAUAGUGGCUCGACCAAUUAAUGUUGCCAAAUCUAUUGAUGAGACAAUGGACAUAUUUAGUCUUGCAGCUAUUAAACAUGGUGGAGGUCCAAGCGCAGGAGGAACGGGACAUGAGUUUCCCACUGUUGAUUAUUUUGGGAAUAUCAAGAAUUCAGGGCCUAGUCGUGGAGGGAAGGGACACGACUUUACAGAUGAUACGAUACUUGGAGACAUCAAAAACUCCGGUCCAAGUCCGGGUGGAAAGGGACAUGGAUUUUCUGAUGCUGAAUCUCUUGGGAACAUCAAGAACUCUGGUCCAAGUGCAGGAGGAAAGGGACACUAAUUAGCUGAGCAACAGUGAGGACCAGGUGUACUUCUAAGAUAGAAAGAGUUUAUCAAUUUAUAUGGUGAGAGUGUUGGAGAUAUGUAGCCUGGCAUAUAUAGCGUAAAUCUUUUGUUAGAGGCAGAUUGAUCGAGAC